Messenger RNA from Striga hermonthica, 2514 nucleotides. The record is from the annotation of a GenBank genome assembly. NCBI's taxonomy places the organism in Eukaryota, Viridiplantae, Streptophyta, Magnoliopsida, Lamiales, Orobanchaceae.
AUGCUACAUAGAGUCUUGCCGCCAUGGCAGAGCUUGGCAAAGCAUCAUCAUCGUCUGCAUUGCAUAUUCUCCUUUCUGCAACACGAUCUCUCAACGUCGGCUUCUCAAUUGUACCAGCACGAGCCGCUGAUCGAGGAAAAAGAAGCACUGCCAUCCCCAACCACAGAGUUCGAUUCUCAUGCGUACGCGGGAAUUCUCCAGCACUGCACCAAAACCAACGACCCCAACAACGGAAAAGCCCAGCACUGCCACAUCUUGAAGAGGGGAAACUGUUUGGAUUUGUUUUCUCGCAACAUUUUGCUCAACAUGUACGCGAAAACAGGGUUUCUGCAUGACGCAGUUAGGCUGUUCGAUGAAAUGCCUGAUAGAAACGUGAUAUCCUUUGUUACAGUGGUUCAGGGAUUUAUGGAACACGAAGAGUACAAAAAGGCCGUUGAUUUGUUCUCCACGUUGCAUAAGGAGGGUCAUGAGCUAAAUGCUUACGUUUUCACCACGCUUUUGAAGUUGCUUGUGAGCAUGGGCUCGGUGGAUCCGGUGUGGGGCAUACAUGCUUGUGCUCACAAGCUAGGUCACGACUCCAAUGCUUUUGUUGCCACCGCUCUUGUUGAUUGUUAUUCAGUUUAUGGGUGUGCAGGGGCUGCUAAGGAAGUGUUUGAGGGAGUUGUUGACAAGGACAUGGUUUGCUGGACGGGUAUGGUUUCGUGUUAUGCUGAAAAUAAUUGUCAUGAAGAGGCGCUGGACCUCUUUGGCCGAAUGAGGUUCGAAGGCAUGUUGCCGAAUAAUUUCACUUUUGGGAGUGUGAUUAAGGCUUGUGUCGGGCUUAAUGCUGUUGGUUUGGGAAAGAGUGUUCAUGGCUUAGUUCUGAAGACUAGUUACGAGCAAGAUGGUUAUGUUGGCGUCUCGUUGCUUGACCUGUACACUAGAUGCGGAGACAUCAACGAUGCCCGGAAAGUGUUUGAGGAGAUCCCUAAAGAUGAUGUUGUUCCCUGGAGCUUCAUGAUUGCCCGCUACUCACAGAGUGAUUGCUGUACGGAGGCCUUGGAUAUGUUUCUUCGGAUGAGGAAGACGACAGUAUGGCCUAACCAGUUCACUCUAGCAAGCGUUCUUAAAGCCUGCGCAACUCUUGCUGAACUGGAAUUGGGAAAGCAGAUCCACAGUCACAUUCUCAAGGUCGGUCUCGACAGGAAUGUGUUUGCAUUGAACGCACUCAUGGACGUGUAUGCCAAAUGUGGAAAGAUGGAGGCCUCGAUGGAUUUAUUCGCGGAGUCCCGAAAUAUAAACGAGGUCUCGUGGAACACGAUGAUAGUCGGGUACGUCCAGCAUGGCGAUACCGAGAAAGCCUUUACACUCUUCUUGAAUAUGCACGAGGAGGGAGUGAGGGCGUCUGAGGUAACAUACUCCAACUUACUCCGUGCUGCCGCCAGCAUGGCUGCUCUGGAAGCCGGCGUUCAGAUCCAUGCAGUGGCUGUCAAAACCAUGUACGCAGGAGAAGAUGUCGUUUGCAACGCACUCAUCGACAUGUACUCGAAAUGCGGGCGUAUAGAAGACGCGCGUCUCGUUUUCGACUCCAUGGGCGAGCGCCGAGACAUUAUCUCGUGGAACUCGAUCGUGUCGGCGUACGGGACCCACGGCCUCGGAGCCGAGGCUCUGAGAAUAUUCGAAAGCAUGCGCGAAACCGAUAUCAUGCCUAAUGAGAUGACUUUCGUGGCCGUGCUCAAGGCGUGCAGCAACACGGGGCUGUUAGAGCAAGGGCAGUCGUACUUUGCCUCCAUGCGGGAGGAUUACGGGAUCGAGCCUUGCAUGGAGCACUACACAUGCAUGGUGUCGCUUUUCGGUAGGUCGGGUCAUCUCGACAAGGCUAUGAAGACGAUAGAGGAGAUCGCGAACGAGCCGCCGAGCGUAAUGGUGUGGCGAGCCUUGCUUGGAGCUUGCGUCGUGCACAAGAACGUCGAGAUCGGGAGGUUGGCUGCCGAGCGCGUGCUCGAGAUGGAGCCUUUAGAUGAAUCUGCGCAUGUGCUGAUGUCAAAUAUAUACGCGACUGCCAAGAGUUGGGACAAUGUGGCUGUUGUUAGGAAAAGCAUGGUGAGGAAAAGGGUGAAGAAAGAGCCGGGGCUCAGUUGGGUAGAGAACCAGGGGACGAUUCACUAUUUUGCAGUUGGGGACGAUUCGCAUCCAGAGAUCAAACUAAUCCGGUGUAUGCUCGAGUGGUUGAACCUGAGGAGCAGUAUAGCUGGGUAUGCUCCCAACUGUGAUGCUAUCUUGCUUGAUGUGGAGGAGGAUGAGAAGGCACGUCUAUUGUGGCUGCAUAGUGAGAGGAUAGCUUUGGCGUAUGGUCUGCUUAGGCUGUCUCCUGGGAGUCCUAUACGCAUUAUUAAAAAUCUCCGGAUAUGUGCCGACUGUCAUGUGGCGAUUAAGUUCGUGUCUCAGUUGGUGCGGAGAGAAAUUGUCAUUAGGGAUAUAAACCGGUUUCACCACUUCAGGGAUGGUGUUUGCUCUUGCAAUGAUUACUGGUGA